AUGGCAACCUUCGAGGACAUGGUCGCCGUGGUGAUCGACAACGGCACGGGCAUGUGCAAGGCUGGCUACGCCGGCGAGGACGCCCCCCAGUGCGUCUUCCCCUCGGUGGUGGGCCGCCCCCGCCACAGGGGCAUCAUGGUGGGCAUGGGCCAGAAGGACAGCUACGUGGGCGACGAGGCGCAGAGCAAGCGCGGCAUCCUCACCCUCAAGUACCCGAUCGACCACGGCGUGGUCACCAACUGGGACGACAUGGAGAAGAUCUGGCACCACACCUUCUACAGUGAACUGCGCGAGGCCCCCGAGGAGCACCCCAUCAUGCUCACCGAGGCGCCCCUCAACCCGAAGGCCAACCGCGAGAAGAUGACGCAGAUCAUGUUCGAGUCCUUCGGCGCCCCGGCGAUGUACGUGGCCAUUCAGGCGGUGCUGUCGCUGUACGCUUCGGGCCGAACCACGGGCAUCGUCCUCGACUCUGGCGACGGCGUCUCGCACACGGUGCCCAUCUACGAGGGAUACGCCUUGCCGCACGCCAUCCUCCGCCUGGACCUGGCCGGCCGCGACCUGACCGAGUACCUGAUGAAGAUACUGACCGAGCGCGGCUACUCCAUGACCACCACCGCCGAGCGGGAGAUUGUGCGCGACAUCAAGGAGAAGCUGUGCUACGUCGCCGAGGACUUUGAGCGCGAGCUGGCCUUUGCGGAGAGCUGCGGCAACGUCGAGAAGACCUACAACAUGCCCGACGGCCAGGUGAUCACCAUCGGCGACGAGCGCUUCCGCUGUCCGGAGGCGCUUUUCCAGCCCUCGCUGCUGGGCAUGGAGGCGGUGGGCGUCCACGAGACGACCUUCAACUCGAUCAUGAAGUGCGACGUCGACCUGCGCAAGUCGCUCUACGCGAACGUCGUCCUCUCCGGCGGCAGCACCAUGUACGGCGGCAUGCAGGAGCGCAUGUACCGGGAGAUCACCGCCCUCGCCCCGGCCUCCAUGAAGACCAAGGUGAUCGCCCCGCCGGAGCGCAAGUACUCGGUGUGGAUCGGCGGCUCCAUCCUCUCCUCGCUGUCCACCUUCCAGGAGCAGUGGGUCACCAAGAGCGAGUACAACGAGGUGGGCGCCGGCAUCGUCCACCGCAAGUGCUUCUAA
Molecule: messenger RNA, 1134 nt
Organism: Rhagoletis zephyria (snowberry fruit fly)
Lineage: Eukaryota; Metazoa; Arthropoda; Insecta; Diptera; Tephritidae
Source: RefSeq, a predicted model, not a curated record